Molecule: messenger RNA, 1431 nt
Organism: Dalotia coriaria
Lineage: Eukaryota; Metazoa; Arthropoda; Insecta; Coleoptera; Staphylinidae
Product: protein AAR2 homolog
Exons: 3
Coding region: 239-1402 (387 amino acids)
Biological process (GO): spliceosomal tri-snRNP complex assembly
Source: RefSeq, a predicted model, not a curated record
CUUCUUCACGAAAAACGAAUACUAAUAGAAUAGUGGCGCGCUCUACCGGCGAAUGUUCUGUUCCCUGGACCGAGAUCACGAAACAAAUAUCAUUCGUUUAACCGUACUGUGCUGUCACUAUUGGCUAAAAUUUGAAUUAACCUUGCAAUGUUUUCGUUUGUUUGUUUGUUUUUCGUUUGUGCGACGAAGGUAGACUGAUGUAAACAAAUUUGUACUUUUGAACAAGCUGUUAAAAACAAUGCCGGAUACAACAAAUAUGGACCAGGAGACUGCAAAAUCACUCUUCAUUGAAGGAGGUACUUUUAUCUUUUUAAAUGUACCAGAAGGAACAGAAUUCGGCAUCGACAUGAAGUCCUGGAAUACCGGCGAACGUUUUCGCGGUGUUAAGAUGAUUCCUCCCGGUUUGCACUAUAUAUUCUAUAGUAAUGUUGAUAAAUUGGGAGACACCGCGCCUCGGAUUGGUUUCUUUCACUACUUUCACAAAGGAGAAGUCUUGGUUAAAAAAUGGGACAAGGAAACAGAGGAUAUUAGUCUUGAUCAAGUGUCUGAGCAUGAAGUAGCAGGUCUUACAAAUUCAUUAUUUGCAUUGGAUAAGUUCCUAGGACCAUAUCCUUAUGAUAUAUUGGAGAAGUGGGAAUCUUUAACAUCACACCUUACAGUUGAAUUGACCAAAGUCUUAAUACCAGAAUCAGGCAAAGUAAGAUCUGCUCUGGAAUUAAUCUCCAAAGAAAUAGACAAAAGUAUAGGGAAUGUUGGAGAUGGGCCAUCAACCAGCAAACAUUGUAAAAGAGGCAGGAUAAACUCGCAAGAGGACAAAGAAGAUGAUUUACUUCCUGAUUUAAUACCUGUGAGUGGUACUGAGCUAAGAGUGACCAAACUGCCUGAAAGGGGAUAUCCAGAGGGUGCUACUGCUGCCGAAAUUACUCAACAUCAUCUUGAUUCUAGUUAUGUUUUGGAAGUCAUGGUAAAAAGUUAUAAAAAUCAAAAUGAUUUCAUUGGAGAGUUGCAAUUCUGUUACGUUUGUUUCCUUGUCGGGCACAGUUUGGAGGCAUUCGAGCACUGGAAGAAACUCAUCGGUCUACUAUGUUCAUGUGAGACGGGCAUCAAGAAAUUCCGCGGUGUUUACGACGCUUUUAUCACUGUUCUCGAGGUGCAAAUACAGGAAAUUCCCGAGGAGUUUCUUGCUGACAUUGUGUCGAACAAUAACUAUGUGUAUGCAAAGCUUAGAAAUUUCUUUAGAGCGGUGAUUGAAAGUGAUGUGGACGGGCGACUGAAAUCAAAAGCUGAAAGAUUCAAAAAGAAGUUAUCAGAGUUGUACACAUGGGAUUUCAGUCAUUUGAUGUCUGAAGAUGAGGAUGAUGCACCUGUUGUUGUUGAACUGGACGAGGUAAAUAUGGUCUAGUUCCUAUAAAAUAUAAAAAGAAUUUGAAA